Messenger RNA from Anolis carolinensis (green anole), 5232 nucleotides. RefSeq names its product leucine rich repeat transmembrane neuronal 4 (gene lrrtm4). The coding region runs from base 1056 to 2885 and encodes 609 amino acids. Gene Ontology annotation, molecular function: protein binding. Gene Ontology annotation, cellular component: extracellular matrix. NCBI's taxonomy places the organism in Eukaryota, Metazoa, Chordata, Lepidosauria, Squamata, Anolidae. The transcript is spliced from 4 exons. The record is from RefSeq and is a predicted model, not a curated record.
CAAUGACAGCCCGGCUUGUUCGUGCUUUUAAUGUGUGAUGUUUUCUCCAGUGGAGGGCACUCAGUGUCUCGCAAACGGGAACAUUAGCACCAACAAGCUCCAGAGCAUCUCAUCACUCUCUGGGAAAAAAGAAGAAGAAGAAGGGAGAGACAAAAAAGGAGGAGAGAGGGAAAGGAGGUGUGUGUGAGAGAGAGACAGUGUGUGUGUUUUGGGGGGAAGCCCUUCUCAGAAGGGAGGAGAAGAGCCAGAGCCUCUCCGGCUCUGUCCAAAGCGCCCCAAAGGCGCACCGCAUCCAUGGAUUUGGACAGCCCAGACUUCGCUUGAUGCCCAGUUGUUUAAAAAAUAGGCAAGGAGGGUUGUUUCUUCAUCCUCCCUGCUCGUCAUCAUCAUCAUCGUAGUCAUCCUUGGUGGGGAGUUUGCUCAAGGAUGGCUUGGAGAUGCCAAGAGGAGGAAGGAAGAAGAAGGAUGCUGCCUCCGACGCUACCGAGAGCAGCCCAGGGACCUGCUUGCUUUUUUUCUCCCUGAGAGAAGUUCCUUUUUCCCCUCCUUCUCCCCCAAUUUCCGAUUGGAAGCUGGCCCCUUCCUUGCGCCUGUGAGCUGAGCUUGGAGAGGAUGCGUCGGAGGGUCCUUUAGAAGCCGGCACCCCCCUUUCCCUUAUUUCCCUAAAUUCCCUCUUUUUUCCCCCUCCAUCCACCCACCCCAGGGUCUUGCCUUCCUUGCCACUCUCAGCCUUUUCCUCCUAUCUCCCUCCUUCCCACCACCCAUGACCCCCUUUCUUCAGCCCUUCUCUGGGGAACUUUGGGUCGGUUUUUCUCGCCUUGAUGCAGGAUGGACUCUCAGGCUCGCCUUUUGGGGUGACAGGGAUGCUGUGAUGCUUUAAAGGAAGAAGAAGAAGAAGAGACACACACAGAUUAGCUUGGAAAAGGUUGCAGAAAGGAGGGGGGACAGGACAACCCACGCAAGGACAGCAGCCCAAGCAACAACAAAACCCAUCUGGUUGAAGCAAGAACAUCUGGAAGGAAAAAAAAGGGGGAACCAUUACAGAUGACAAAAGGAUGGGUUUCCAUGUAAUUAAGCACCUGAGAGGCAUGAGUGCAGUCUUCGUGCUCCUUCCUACAGUGCUGUUUGUGACAUUGACAGGGGCUCAGCGAGCCUGCCCCAAAAACUGCAGGUGUGAUGGCAAAAUUGUCUAUUGUGAGUCUCACGCAUUUAGAGACAUUCCUCAAAACAUUUCUGGAGGGUCUCAAGGUUUAUCACUGCGGUACAACAGCAUCCAGAAGCUCAAACCAAAUCAGUUUGCAGGCCUUCACCAGCUCAUAUGGCUGUACCUUGACCACAACUACAUCGGUUCCGUAGACGAGGAUGCCUUCCAGGGCAUCCGUAGGCUGAAGGAAUUAAUCCUGAGCUCCAACAAAAUCACUCAUCUGCACAACAAAACGUUCCACCCAGUCCCCAACCUCCGUAAUCUGGACCUGUCGUACAACAAGCUGCAGGCAUUGCAGUCUGAGCAGUUCAAAGGUCUUCGCAAGCUCUUGAUCUUGCACUUACGGUCCAACUCGUUGAAGACUGUUCCGAUUCGAGUUUUCCAAGAUUGCCGCAAUCUUGACUUUCUGGAUUUGGGUUACAACCGUCUACGGAGUUUGUCCCGCAAUGCUUUUGCUGGCCUCUUGAAGCUAACGGAGCUCCACUUGGAGCACAACCAGUUUUCGAAAAUCAACUUUGCUCACUUUCCACGUCUCUUCAGCCUGCGCUCCAUUUACUUGCAGUGGAAUAAGAUCCGAUCCAUCAGCCAAGGGUUAACAUGGACUUGGAGUUCCUUACACAACUUGGAUUUAUCAGGGAAUGAUAUUGCGGGGAUUGAACCUGGGACGUUCCAGUGCCUGCCCAAUUUGCAGAAGCUCAAUUUGGAUUCCAACAAACUGACCAAUAUCUCUCAGGAGACUGUCAAUGCCUGGAUUUCUUUAAUAUCCAUCACCUUGUCUGGAAAUAUGUGGGAAUGUACUCGGAGUAUUUGCCCCCUGUUUACCUGGCUUAAAAACUUCAAGGGAAACAAGGAAAGCACCAUGAUUUGUGCAGGCCCCAAGCAUAUCCAAGGUGAAAAGGUGAGUGAUGCUGUCGAAACCUACAACAUCUGUGCCGAAAUCCCAGUUGUUGUCACCGAGAAGCCCUAUCAGGCACCUAAAACUCAACAGAGGCCCAUUUUUGUCCCCAAACCUACUCUUCCCAAACUGGAAGACUUUCAACCAACAUCGUUUACACCAAGCCCUUCUCCAGAGUUUCCAACAUCUGGACCCGAACCCGAGUAUGAGCAUGUUUCCUUUCACAAGAUUAUCGCUGGAAGCGUUGCCCUCUUUCUUUCGGUGGCUAUGAUUUUGUUGGUCAUUUAUGUCUCAUGGAAGCGUUAUCCUGCCAGCAUGAAACAGCUCCAGCAACACUCUCUUAUGAAGAGGCGCCGGAAAAAAGCCCGAGAGUCAGAAAGGCAAAUGAACUCCCCUUUACAGGAGUAUUAUGUGGACUACAAGCCUACAAAUUCCGAGACCAUGGAUGUAUCGGUUAAUGGAUCUGGACCGUGCACGUAUACCAUUUCUGGCUCCAGGGAAUGUGAGCUCUCCGGAGAAGUCCUGUUUCAAAAAGGAAUUGUCAUGGAUGAUUGUGCAGUGAAUAAGGUCCCUCACCAUAUGAAAACCUUGCCCUAUUAUGGCUAUGACCAACCGGUGAUUGGAUACUGCCAGGCCCACAAACCCCUCCAUGUAAAUAAGGGAUAUGACACUAUCUCUCGGGACCAGGCUGAAACCAACGUGGAGCGGAGUCGAGACCACAGCUUCAUUGCUACCAUUGCACGUUCAGCUGCUCCAGCUAUAUACAUUGAGAGAAUACCAAACUGAUGGAAUGCCGUUCCAGAGAGUUCAGAAGGGUAAACGGGAGGGUUCCUUUUUCUGGGGAGGGGGGACCUUUGGUUCAAGAGGAGCAAGGAACAAGAAGAGUAACCAUUCCAGUUCCCACUGUUUCAACUCCAGCUCACAGGGAAACGGAGACAGUUACAAACUGAAUUUCUACAGUGAUCCUCAAGCAAUCUGUGACGUUGCUCAUGAACUGGAGAACUUCAAAACGUUCUUUGGCUUUAAACUGUUGAACAAACUUCUUGGUGUAAAUAUCAGAAAGAUUGUUGGGUUCUUAUACAAAAAAAAGCAUUAGAUUUCACUCUAGCAACAUAAAGGAUGGAUUAAACGUUCUGUUUGUAUAUUUGAUUUUUCUACAUUGCACCAUUCCUUUGAAGGAGAACCACAGAUACCAAUUAAAGGAAUGUGUACAUGGGGGGUGGUAUCCAAACAUAGAAUGAAAAUAUGCGAUAACCUUUUGUUAUUAUGUGUUUAUUACUCUUAAAGGUUUCUUUAAAAUUUAGUUGUCCUUAUCAAGGUGGGGAGAACAUAUCAAGCCAGGGUCUUCUCUAAAAAAAAUAUUUUGUUGAAGGAAGAAAAAAAUUAAUUCCAAACCGAGUUUUAAAGACUUACAUUGAAUCAAAAUGACAUCGGCAAUACCUACAAAAGAACCAAGAGGCCAAAAUAGGUAAAUCUUGGGGCGCACAGCCAUUUAAAACAUGUGUUGUACAUUAUUGGAGAAGAUAUGACUUUUGAUAUUUUUUUCCAUUUUGCAUCAUUGUUGAUCCUCAAAUUAUAUUUGGGGCAUUUUAAAAAGGGAAUGGUUAUUGAUGAAAUCAGAGUUCUCACAUGAACAGAAGAAUAGUGCAAAAUGGAAGCAAAGACUAUUUGGAUUGUCAACAUUUCCAUUGUAUACUCAAAAUUGGUGGAAAUUGUUAAGAUGGGCUGAACAAAAAAAGAGUAUCUUGGUGAACUUUGGGUGCUUGUGUGAUUAUUUUUUUAAAAGUAAAACACAGAAGGAUGUAUUUGAUUUAUUGAUUUUUAAUUAAUUAUUCUGAUCAGUUAGCAUUUGUGUAGUUUUUAUCUCUACAAUGACAAAAAUGGUUUGGGAAGUAAUAAAUAUAUUAUUUUGUGGCUGGAAUGCUGCAGUCCAACUAAAAAAACUGAAUGUUUUUUCCCCCCUCUGUUGUUUUAUACAGUAAUAACGACAAUCGACUAGUUUCUGGUGGACAUGGAGGCUUCUACAAAUUAAAAAUGUGACAAUGUUUUAAGACCUCAUGGAUAUAAUCCAAGUAAUGUGAAACACCACUGCUUGUAUUUUUUAAGCUUAGCGGAUACAAUGACUUAACUACUGGUAUUAGUGUUUGGAUUACAAAGGUUGCUGCUAUACAAUAGAAAUAACUGCAGGUAAUGACAUGACUAUAAUCUAAGAAAUUAAUACAUAGUGCAAUUGUAAUAAAGGAAUUAAGGGAGGAGGGGACACACAAAUGGGUGAAUGCAUCCAAAACAACUGCCUUAGUCUGAUGUCCUGGAUAAGUCAUCCUAGAUAUGGCCCCACACUCUUAUGAAAAUGUCUGCAGGUCCAACUGCCAUAAAUGAACAAGCUGAACACCCGGAUUUAGAGAAAGGCAAACCCAGAAGGAUUUCUUAUUCAUGAGUUGAAUGAUGACUGAAUAAUCCCUUGUAUAAUGUGUACACUGUACUUGGGGAAGCCAUUCACAAACUGAUCUCAAUGGACUGCUCUUAGGAGUUUUUAGCUUGAGUCAAGUCUGCAGUUAUUUUCCUCUUCUAGGCUGUGGCCUCCCACAUGGGAAGUUUAUGAACCGAGGACUUUGCCAAUGACCUCAGUAUAAUAAUCACCCAUCCCAGCUUCCAAUUAUGUGUUUCCUCUGCCAGGGGAAUGUUUGAAAGCAGUAAUUAGCUAAUUGUUUUUACAGAUAUAUGCAUGACAGUGAAAAUUUGCAUUACGUUACAAGAGGCACUGGAUGUUGGAGACCAAUGGAAGAAGUUCAGCCUUUUCUACAACUUGACAAACCAGAUAUUUUUUAAAUUGGGGAUUGGAACUGGUAUGAGAUUCAGCUGCUAUCUGCCAUGUUAACAGGAGACUAUGUUACAAAGCUGGUGUAAACAACUUUCUCAGCCUGGAAAACUCACAGCAACCCAACUUACUCAGCCCUCUUCAAUCUGAAAUGGCCAUGGCUGUUUCUCUCUCAUUUAUUUUUUUAUUCAAAUGUUCUCAAUAAUUUCAAGUACUUGAUAUAUUCUGCCCUUGUUGUCACUGUCCACUUUAAUAUUGGAUCUUUGGCUUAUAACAUUUUAUUAUUAAUAAAUCAAAACUAUAUUUGUCUCUUUC